UAAAAUAUUAAUAUUUAUUCACCCAAAUGCAUUCAACAUAUGGUUUUAUAUGUUUGAAGUGAAAUAUUCUUUUUUAAUGUUUUUAAGUUUUUACUUUUUUCUAAAGUUAACUACAAGUUAUGGAAGAUAAAUAAGAAGUUUAUUUUUUCACCAUUGAAUAUUUCUACAUAAACAAAAUGAAGGUUGAGUUAGUCAAAGUUAAAAUAAACAAACUCAAAGAAGUGAAAAAGCAACUGCGGAAAAAAAAGUGUUCAACUAAAAAGAAUUUGAAGAAUUUACUUCUUGAUAAUGAAGAGAAUAAGCAUGAAGAUAAUAUACUCUACCAGUCAAUCACUGCUUUAUUUGAAGAUGACGAAAAUAAUAAUGAACCGAUAAAUUCCUCAAGAAAUCCUGACAGUGUUAUGUCAGAUUAUCAUAUUGAUUUAGAAGAUUUAUUAGACUCAUUGGGUGCUUACCAAAAUAAUUUUUUAGAAGAGGGUCCAUCUGAAAGUUUGCCAGUACUGGACUCAAAUAUUUGUACAGAGAGAAGAGAAGAAUGUAUAAACUUGACAUUUGAUAAUGAAAGCAGGAAUAGUUUUGGUUUUGUAAAUGAAGAUAAUAAUAGUAAUGGUGAACACCAAGGAGAUGAAUUAUAUCUUUGUGAUAAUAUUGAGACAAAAUCUCUUUUCUUUUUUAAUAGUAGUACUGAAAAUUUGGAGUCAAAUACAAAUAUAAGUAGCACACAGUUAGAACCAGAUAUGGCAGAUUUAAGAACCUAUUAUAUUCCUGAUACAAUAUGCGAAAAUAUCAAUGACCCGACAAUAAUGGUGGAUGAUUUUUGUAAUGAGAUAGAAAUUUCUAUUACUGAUGAGCUAAAUAAAGACGAUGAAAAUGAGAAUGAGAAUGAUGAGCAGAUUGAGCUGACUGAUGAAGUAGAUGAUCCAGUAAUGCCUAAUGUGAACAAUGCUCAAUUGGAAGGAGAAAAAAAUAAUCAUACAGAAAAUGAUGUAACGUCGAAUGCAGUUAGAGGAGUAGCAAUAGUUAAUCCACUACUAGUUUCUAUCCCAGAAGACGAUUUACAGACAAUGGCAUUAUAUCAACUUCAACAGAAAAAUGAUUCACAAGAAAUUAAUAAUUUAGGACCAACUGAAAUAUUGAAGAACUACAGCUGGGAACAACAGGCAAAUAUCAUUGCAGCAGCAAAAAUGUUAUAUACUAAAAGAACAAGGACACUCUUACAUUGGUUGGAUCCAAAACUGACUUUGCCAAAACUGAGGGCUACUUUGGAACUAUCUUGGCAAAACCUUCCACUAUGGCAAAAAGAAGUUUAUAUCAGUCAAGUAAUGGGCCCACUAGCAGUGGAGGCCACUCCAAUGCUAAAUCCACAGCUGGAAACUGUAGAUUUUAAAACACCAGCACCACCUGAGAAGCCUCAAAUUGAAAGAAAAAGAUUUGCAGAUUUCAUAGCAGAUCUAUAAACCAAAAGAAAUCACAUUCUUUUUCGGGUAUAGAAGUUAUUUCCAUAGAAAUAUAAUCUACAUCAUAUUAUUAAAGGAUAGCAUGACGAUCCAGAAGCACUGCAUGGAUGGAAAUAUCUAAUAAUCUGUGUCUUAAAUUGUUUCAAAAAGAAGCAGUACAUGAAAUGAAAUAAACUCUUUAGAAAAAAAAA
Messenger RNA from Nezara viridula (southern green stink bug), 1648 nucleotides. Lineage: Eukaryota; Metazoa; Arthropoda; Insecta; Hemiptera; Pentatomidae. The record is from the annotation of a GenBank genome assembly.